UUCAAGCGGUCAACGUUGACGUCGCGGUUGAAAAUCGUUUUGUAUCUGAAAAGCUCAGCUUACAGUGAACACUCACUAAGCUAAACGUCUCCGCCAGUGAGCAACAGUGUCUAUCUAUUUCGUGUGUAUGUGUGUGUGUGUGUGUGUGUUGUGCGUGUGUGCAGACAUGAAGUGAAUAAGAAAUUGAAGAAGCGAAAAAUAAAAAAAAAAUAAAUAAUAAACGCAAAGAAACGUGGUUAAAGCCAAGCAAAAACCGUCCAACAACACCAACAACAACAACAAUUUUGGGCGAUAAUCAAAGAAAUAUUUCUUUUUGGCCCAUUGCGCGCCUCAAACGGAAAAAGCGCGAAAUAUUUGUUUUAUUUUUGGGCCUGACAGUCAAUAUGCACACUACAACGACAGAUAAACACUUGGACAAUUCGCAAUUGAGACUUCUCUUGCCCAUCGCCAUGGAAUCCCAGCACACAAAUCUGCAAAUGUCCAACAAAAAAUGCAAUAAUAACCAGCAGCGAGGACGAGGAAGACGGCGAGAGCGACGUUUGCCGGGCAUUGACGAUGGACGAGGCAUUUUUUGGUCCAUCAGUAAGACCAUUUCCGUGUUGAUCCUCUGCAUGGCCCAGCUUACGACUGCCGUGCCCGCCAUUGAGAGCAGCAACAGCGCAUCCGCAUCUCCUCCAAUUGUCACGGUCGCGGUCACGCCCAGCAUCAUCAGCAGCAACACCAGCAAUAGUAGCAGCAGCAGCAUCCCUGGAGGUGGAGUAAGCUCAACUGAAUCCCCGCUAGAGCCACAACAGCCACAGGGCCAAUGUCUGCUGGAUGGUCUAUGGGUGACCGAAUCCCCAACGCUCUGUGAGAAGCAGACAAGCUGCCGUGCCAUACAACGAACUGGAUACUGUUGUCCCGAUUAUAAAUGCGAUUGUGAAAAGGAUGGAAAAACUUAUGCGAAUGGUUUUAAAUUGGUUGAUCCGGAUACACCAUGCACGGUCUGCCAUUGCAAGGGUGGCGAAAUCGUAUGCAGCUCCGUUUCCUGUUACCAUCGUGAUGAUUGCUUGCCCAAAUAUGUGCCCGGUCGUUGCUGUCCUGAAUACGAUAAUUGUCCAAUUCUCGAAAAUAAUCCAUCAUUGGUAGACACUGGCAGUGAGCUGGCAGGCAUUGGACUAACAUCGACCACAUCAACAUUGUUGCAAAAACCAAGUGUCGUGCCACAAGCGAAUGGCUUCAAUUGGAAUAUAACUAUCAAGGAGAUAACAAAGCCAACUGAAAUACGUAUAACAGAUGAUAAUAAGGCGAAACCAGCGAUACCCAUUAGAAAGGUCAUGACCACAGAGGGUGUGCCGUCGGCAAUAGUAAGCACAACAGCAGCCACAACAACAGCAGCGGCAGCAGCAGCUGCAGCAAGCUCAGCAUCGACAACGGCGGCAACAACAACAACAACAUCAGCUGCAACAACAGAUGCACCAGUAACGUCUUCAACAACAACGCCAACAACAACAACAACAACAGCAGCAGCAACACCUUUAACAUCAGCAACAUCUUUAAGCACGACAGCAACAUCAGGUUUUGGAACUUCACUUAGCUCGGAUACAAACCCAUCACAAGCCAAACCCCUCAAUGGAAGCUUAAAGCUCAUUGCCUCAGUGGGUUAUGGCCCGAAUAGCAAUCGAAUUGACCAACCGACAAAACCGUUAACAGUCACGAAUCUUGAACCUCUGACUGAAAAUGAUCCCAACAAAGUGAAUAUCAAACGAGAAUAUACCACAGAGGGCAUCCUUGAUGCUGGAAGUGCUUUGGCAGCCAGUUCGGUGUUUGUACAAAAUGGUUUUCCCGACUCACUGGUGGAGAAUCCCGACUCCGAAUCCGAAUUAGCUGAACCUGAGACCGCUGGUAGUGAUAAUAUCUAUCACAUAAUAUCCACCACAGAGGGUCCGGCGGGAAACAAUCUAACUACAGCUGAGACGGAAAUAAGCACGGAAAACUCUCUAGGAAGCGGCUCCACCACGGAGUCUGAGCCAACCAGUUCGAGCUCUAGUUCCAGCCCCCAUCACAUGGAUGUGGAGGAUGACGUUCCGCAAGUAGAAUCGAAUCCCGCUUAUCCUUCGUUACCCGAAGAUGAUUUCAGUUUGCGGGAUGUGAAUUUUCCCCUAGCCGAGUUGGAAGACAUCAACGAAGCUGAGACUCGAGAUGAUGCCGAUCAUCGUCGCACUAAAUUGGUGCAGGAGAAGCAUCUGGAUGGUAGUGGCAGUGGAGGCGGCAGUGGUGACAUGGAAGUCCCAAUAAUGGCAACAGCCGCCUCAAAUCUCCAUGUGGAAAAAGUGCCCAUGGUGCCACUGAUCAAUAGUGCCGAGGAUCUAUCGGGUGAGAGUCGCAUACAAAAUAUAAGUGAUUUACCCCUAGAAAUGGGAAGUGGGGGCGGCAGUGGAAGCGGUGAAAUCAAAGAGAAGGAGCCCACGACACCGAAACCAAUAAAGACCUCUCUAUUGGAUAUCGAUGAACUUGGUUCGGGUGGCGGACAAGGAGCAGUCACUGCCGGCGGUCUGGAUCCCAAGGCAGAUGCCGAGAGCCUCAAAUUGGAUGAGAGUCAGGAACACAAUGAUGGUGUGGCCAAAACAAGUAGCUCCUCCAGCGACAAGAUAUCGACUCGAGCCGAAAAGAGUUUUGUCGAACGGGCCAUACCUCUGGGACGUCUAUAUCUGCAAAGGAUCUACUGAUUAGGCGUCAUGAUAGAUUGAUAAAUGUAUAUAUACAAACUAUUCGAAUCCUACAUUAAAGUGAGCAAAACUAAAAACAAAAAAAUAAAACAAAAAAAGUCUUAAAAUUAAGUAGCCAGAUGUAAUGGAAAAUGAAAACAAAAAAUGGGGACGAUGAUUGAAAUUGACUGCAAAACUUUUUUAAGAAAUAUUCAUUAAAUUAUGAAAGCAACCAAUAUAACAUAUUAAUUGAACAACAACAACAACAAAAAGCUGGGCUCCCAAAAUGCAAUAAUUUACUAAAACAAAAACAACAACAAAAAGUUGAUUAAAAAAGAAAUCGAA
Messenger RNA from Drosophila willistoni, 3032 nucleotides. Its product is annotated as mucin-5AC. Bases 384 to 2708 code for a protein of 774 amino acids. Gene Ontology annotation, molecular function: protein binding. The record is from RefSeq and is a predicted model, not a curated record. Lineage: Eukaryota; Metazoa; Arthropoda; Insecta; Diptera; Drosophilidae. The transcript is spliced from 7 exons.